This is a messenger RNA of Cyprinodon variegatus (sheepshead minnow), 3301 nucleotides long. RefSeq names its product adhesion G protein-coupled receptor F5-like (gene adgrf3b). Gene Ontology annotation, biological process: G protein-coupled receptor signaling pathway; cell surface receptor signaling pathway. Gene Ontology annotation, molecular function: G protein-coupled receptor activity. The coding region runs from base 170 to 2995 and encodes 941 amino acids. The transcript has 16 exons. Lineage: Eukaryota; Metazoa; Chordata; Actinopteri; Cyprinodontiformes; Cyprinodontidae. Gene Ontology annotation, cellular component: membrane. The record is from RefSeq and is a predicted model, not a curated record.
GCUCAGCAUAAGCCAGUGCUGCAGACGAAUGUGAACACUUAUUUCUGAUUGCUGAUCGGCUGUUGGUAGAUAUGGAACUACAUUCUUACUUGGUUAGCUAGUUGCAGCAAAGCAAAUACUUUAAAAACUUUUUUUUCUGAGUGCUGGUCAGAGCAAACAGAGAGGGACAAUGUGGACCAAACAGUUUCUGUUCGUGGUGGUAAUCCUGGGCAUGUAUCAGGUUAUUUCACAAGACAUUUACGUCGCUGAAGUAAUGGUGGAGAGCAACGUCACACUGAGCUCUGAAAACAUCCUGGCAAGUUGGAGCAAAGACACAACUAUUACAACAAACACUACGAUAAUCAGCAGCGAACUGGUUGCAGAAUGCCUAGUCAUUGGGGAGGACUACAGCUGUAACUGCUCUACAGGCUAUGCUUGGAGUAAUGAGGUCUGCUACAGCUAUGGUUGCUGCAACGAAAGUACAUGUAAACAAAAUGUGUCUCAGGCAACAUCCAUAUGUGUGCCCAAGACUAAUGGUAAUAAAGUAUUUUCUUAUACUAAUGACGUCCAUCCCACAAUUCCUGAUUAUAAUGAAUUUAAGGUGAAAGUCAAUGUUGAUGUGAACUCAUCCAGGCUUCAAGAGCUUCUGGAUAGUUUACUACCAUCUAGUCCAAUAUUAGUUUCUACACAAGGAAUGGUAAACAUUAAAGGACCUUCAGGUACAGUGAAAUAUGAGUCAGAUCAAACUUUUGAUUGCACUUUUGAGUACGAGUCGGACAGUGCUAGCUGGAACCAAACAAAAGGGACUCAGAACCUUGGCGUCAGAGAAGGACGACUAACAGAAAUAAAGAACUGUCCCACCACAGUGGAUUACAAGUCCUGUUCUGAAAUGACUCUAAAAAAAGUGACGGGUGCGUGGGAAGGUACAUAUAUGUGUAUAUUUACCAUUGGGAAAAUCAGUCAUACUGCCAGCACUGCCCUGGAUGUGGAUCUUCUGCCAGAUGAAAUCACCAUGACAUACAAGCCACUCAUUGCAGACUGCUCAGAAAAACCAGAGACUCCUGCAAAAGUCACUGUAACAGCAAUGAUUCCAGAAACCGAAGGAACAUAUAAUUUGACAUGGGAGGAAAAUGGAAAAAAAUCUGUUCAAGCCAAUCCAAAUAUGAGCCAAAAAUCAUGUGACUUGGAAACUGAAGAUGGAGUGGAAUGGCCUAAAACUCCCCCUGAGACAAUAGUGCAAAAUCCAAAAUGUCCUGCAGGCCGGAUUGGAUUUAGGAGCCGUACCUGUAAUGCUAACGCAAAGUGGGAGGAUGUUAUAUCCAAGUGUAUCAGUGAGGAACUUGGAAAAGUUGCAAAUGCAGCUGAAAACUUUCGGAAUGGACUCGGAGCUACUCCAGAGGUGGCUAAAUCCAUAUUUGAAGGGAUUAAGAACACCUCUUCUUCAGCUAGCUCUGGUAGUUCUGUUGAUGAUUUAGCUGACAUUGGUGCUUCCAUCAACAUCUUUGGGGUUAUGAAAGAUGCAUCGAAAAACAUUGAACUGGGAGAAGAAAUGUUGAAUGACGUAGUUGAAGCAGCAAGCAAUAUGGUGAAUGCUUCCUGGGAUAGCCUACCUGAAGAAAAUAUUCUUGAGAUGUCCUCUCAGUACCUAACUAAUGUGGAGGGUUUGGUCAAGGAAAUCAAGAUCAACAACAGUGAGGGAUUAAACAGUUCAAACCUGGAGCUCAGAUUCUGCUCAAGUGAUGACUGCAGCAUAUCUAUUUUUGGCGUUGGUGUGAAUAUGAACAAGACCAAUGGAACAGUGAAGACCAUGGCAGUGAAAAAUCUGAUGAAUAAAUUGAAAAGCAGAGAAUUCCCCAAGAAAAACCACAGCAGCCUUGUGCUUUCAGCCACGCUUGUGGACAGCAAUGAUUCAGAUAUAAAUAUCCAAAUAUUCUUUCCUGAUGAGCAACCAUCUGCCACAGAACGGAUAUGUGUUUUCUGGGACAAUGAUGCGAAAGACUGGUCGAGUGAAGGCUGUGUUGCAAACAUCACAGAUGACAACCAAACACUUUGUAUAUGCAACCAUCUCACUGCCUUCUCUGUCCUUAUGGCCAAGAGCGCCAACGUGUCCUCUGAAAGUCUUGAAAUGAUCACAUAUAUCGGCCUAGGUGUAUCCAUUUUUUCCCUGCUGAUCUUCCUUUUUGUUGAGUCCCUGGUUUGGUCGGCCGUGACAAAGUCAAACCUGUCGCAUUUCCGUCACACAGCAGUGGUCAAUAUUGCCGUCUUUCGCUUGCUUGCUGAUUGCAGCUUCUUGGCUUCCAUUGAGCCCGACAGCCUCUCUGAAGACAUGUGCUUGGGAUUAACCGUCUGCAAACACCUGUUUUAUCUAGCCAUGUUCUGCUGGAUGCUGUGUCUGAGUGUCAUGCUGGUCCACCAGCUCAUCUUUGUUUUCAGUCCGGUCAGGAAAAGAGUCUUCAUGUACCUCUCCAGCAUUGUAGGCUAUGUUCUUCCAAUGGCACUUGUGGCAUCAAGCUAUGUGUAUUACAGAUACACUGAGCAGGAAUACUUUGAUAAAAAGAGCUGUUGGCUAAGGUAUGAUCGACUGUUGGAAGGCUCCAUUCAUGCAUUUCUUCUUCCUGUAGGCACCAUUGUUUUGUCAAAUCUCUUCUCCAUGGUGGUUGUCAUUGUCACCUUGGUGAAGACUUCAGUUCCAGACAGCAGCAAAGCAGAUGACAAGGACACAGCCAAGAGCAUUCUUAAAGUGGUGGUCUUUCUAACUCCUGUCUUUGGGGUCACAUGGAUUUUUGGCUUUGUUUUCCUCAUCCUGGAUUACGACAACCCCCUGCAUACGCCUGUAAACUACAUUUUCACCAUCCUCAAUUCUUUCCAGGGCCUUUUCAUUCUGCUAACAGGUCUGGCUGAGCAGAAGGUCAGGCAGGAACUUGUUAAGAUUGUAAUGGCAAAAACUGGGCGGGACACUGAUAGCAUCAAGAAAUUUACCAAUAGUUCAGCUACAACCUACACAAAAGACAAGUGAUGAAGACUGUGGAGGCAGAGAGAGCAGCGCUGAUGUCUGAAGCUUCCCUGGCAUCCCAGGAGGCAAGAAGUUUGCAUUCUGCUUUUGGACUGAUACAUAUGUGUAGCUGAUUGAUCUAACAAAAACAUUAAAUAUAAUCGAAAGCUUAUCAAGUAGAAGACUAAUGUUUGAGUAGCAGUGAGGUGAUUGAAUUUACAAAAAUAUAUGGUAGACAUACAUUCUAUUUUUGUCAUUGUCAGACAUAAAUCACCAACAUUGUCGAGGGUAGGGCAGAUAUAUAUAUAGAUUUUCCUUAUUAUAUUUUUU